AAAUAAAUAAAUAAAAUCUUAAAAAAGUCGACCCCUGAGAUAUGUGCCACACCAAACUAAUGGUUGAGUGCGGGAAAAAAUGAAACAAAGUAAGAUGUGAAAAGUACUCAAAUCGAGUAUUUUUGUGGUAGUGAUUACUGCAGCUGGAUGUAUAUGCACGACGUGUGUCAAUAUAUGUAUGUAUACACAGACACACGCAGUAGUGCGUUUGCGUAGGAGGCACCACCAAAAUAACAACAGCAGAACAGCAAAGCAAUAUCCAUACCCGUAGCCACAGCCGGAGCAACAAAGAAGUCUCACCAUAUGUUCGAUGCGUCAGAGCGUCAUUGGGCGAACUCGCAGUGCCAAUGUUAAGCCGAUAGCCAGUAGCCAUAGGAUCCGAUCCGCAGCUCCAGACGCCGUGAGAAACAAGUGUCAGCCAUUUAGCCAGUGCUGGGGGAGCAUAUGCGAAGUGCAGGGCCAGGGCAAGUCGCGGAGGACACCAAACCGCCCGCACUAUGGGCAAUUGCCUGAAAUGCUUCCAGUCUUCUGCCGAACAAUCGUUGCCAACGUCCUCAUCUCCUAACGCAUCGCACUCGAACGCCUGCCAAACCACCAGCCUCGCCAACUGCUGCGAAUCGGUCGGCCCCAAUCCCAAUGCAAAUGAGCGCUGUGCCAUAUACAACGACCGGCCACGCGAAACAGACGAAUUGCUCUCUAGCCGAACUCCACUCAAGCCAGUAAAAGCAAACAAUUGUGAUACUAAGCGUAAUAGUUUUAAGUCUUUAGGUUUGCUUAAUGGAAGUGCACCCACGAUGAGCGAUAUCAUAACAACUGCUGUCAAGGAAUCCAUGGAGGUUUCACACCAAAAUCUAAUCAAACUGUUCGAUGUGUACAAAGACCCGGACGAUGAGGACAUGAUACUCACUGAUGGCAUCGAACGUUUGUGCAAUGAUCUGAACUAUCAGCCCGAUGAGUUCGCAAUACUUGUAUUGGCCUGGUGCCUGGAUGCCUCUCAGAUGUGCCGGUUCACCAAGACGGAAUUUAUUGAUGGCCUGCACAAGAUGCGUGCGGACACAAUAGCUAACAUUCGCCUGCGGCUGGAGCAAACAAUUGAGAUGCUUAAGGCGGAUUCCGAGAUGUUCAAGCAGCUAUAUCGUUUCACCUUUCGCUUUGGCCUUGAACCCGAUCAGCGUGUCCUCUCCCUGGAGAUGGCAAUAGAUUUGUGGAAACUAGUGUUCACUGUACAAUCACCUGAUCUCUUUUCUAACUGGAUAAACUUCCUCGAAAAGCACCCGAAUAUACGCCGCAUACCGAAGGAUACAUGGAACAUGUACCUCAACUUUACGGAACAAUGUGAUAUAAACAAUUACGAUGACACCGAAGCGUGGCCCAGUCUCUUCGACGACUUUGUGGAAUAUGAAAAGAAUCUUGCGCUGGAAUUGUCAGGUAUUCAUGACGAUGAUAACAACAAUGAUGAUCUCCUUCAGAGCCACGUCAAGGCUGGAGAUCUGGAUCACGUUUCGUAGUAUCUGUCUUGAGUGCAAGGCAGCGUUCAACUCGCCAAUAUAACAACAUAAAAAGAACUGUACAUUUUCAAAUUCAAAGUUCAUUUGCUCUCUCUUUCGGUUGCCUAUGUUUCCACAAAACACGCAAACCACACCACACCUGUGGUGUUGGGCAACUUUAGACAAACGUUGCGGUGCUGGCGCUGCUUAAGGAUUCCAACACAACACUCAUCACUCGGCAGUUAAAAUAGAAUAGCUUGCAAACCUUUCUCUGUGCUCGUAGCAGUAGCAAGUGCAACGGGCAAUGGCAUUUGUUUAUAUAAUUAAAGACUUAUCAAGAAGAAUUUCGGAAAAGCUCAA
Drosophila persimilis is the source of this 1847-nucleotide messenger RNA. RefSeq names its product DCN1-like protein 3 (gene SCCRO3). Gene Ontology annotation, cellular component: ubiquitin ligase complex. Bases 498 to 1508 code for a protein of 336 amino acids. Gene Ontology annotation, molecular function: cullin family protein binding; ubiquitin-like protein binding; ubiquitin conjugating enzyme binding. The transcript has 4 exons. The record is from RefSeq and is a predicted model, not a curated record. Lineage: Eukaryota; Metazoa; Arthropoda; Insecta; Diptera; Drosophilidae. Gene Ontology annotation, biological process: positive regulation of ubiquitin-protein transferase activity; protein neddylation.